This is a messenger RNA of Prorocentrum cordatum, 623 nucleotides long. Lineage: Eukaryota; Dinophyceae; Prorocentrales; Prorocentraceae. The record is from the annotation of a GenBank genome assembly.
GCCGAGGAGGUGGCCAGCUGGGUCACCCGGGUGCGCAGGACACGAACGUCGUGCCCGGGCCGAAGCCGGUGGCGCUGGCGACCUACACGCAGAGCGGGCUGCCCUGCUUCCGCAAGCAGUCGUUUCACCUGACCCCGCGGGAGGGCCAGGCCGCCGAGUACCAGCAGUGCUUCGGCGAGCCCAGCUCCGCUGGGAGACAACCGCUGACGAGCCUGUUCAACACCUUCAGCUGCGAGGACAUGAACCCCGCGUUCUACAGCGUCCUGUGGCCGCAGCAGGUGAAGAAGCUCCACGCGGCGAUCGCCGAGCUGGCCGGUCGCCAGGAGCGCGCGCUCGCGCGCCCGUCGAGGGCCCGUGCUCUGCCGUUGCCCCUGGCAGCGGAGAAGAUCAAACAGCGCGAGGAUGCCGAGCGUGGCGCAAGGUGUGUCGUCGUGCAGCCGGCGCAGAGCGUGCGGCGGGGAGUCCUCAGGCACGCGAUCUUGACGACCGCCGCGCUGGCCGGGCUCAGCGACCGGAUCAUGCUCGCGUCGCCACGCGUGGUCUUCACGAGGCCCGCCAGCGCCCAGCUGCGCGAGGCGGCGGCCAGCAGGCUCGAGCUUCCCGAGGUCAGGAACUCGCACUGA